Molecule: messenger RNA, 414 nt
Organism: Quercus robur (English oak)
Lineage: Eukaryota; Viridiplantae; Streptophyta; Magnoliopsida; Fagales; Fagaceae
Exons: 1
Coding region: 1-414 (137 amino acids)
Molecular function (GO): nucleic acid binding; RNA-DNA hybrid ribonuclease activity
Source: RefSeq, a predicted model, not a curated record
AUGGAUGAAGACAGAGCAGGAAUUGGCGUGGUUGUUCGAGAUAGUCAAGGCAUGGUCAUGGCUUCUUUAUCACAAAAUAUCCCACUCCCACACUCAGUUGUCAACCUGGGAACCUUGGCAGCAUGUAGAGCACUUGAAUUCUCCCUAGAGCUAGGCUUCGACAAAGCAAUUCUUGAAGGAGACUCGAUGAUCGUCAUGGCUGCACUAAGGGAUCAUUCUCCUUCAUUAGCUUCAUAUGGCCUGUUACUUCGGGAUUCUCAAUUGAUGGCAAAUUUAUUUACUUGUAUUUCUUUCCAACAUGUUGGUAGGGUAGGGAAUUAUGUUGCUCACAACCUAGCUAGACAUGCACGUCAUGUCACUGGUUUUUCAGUUUGGAUAGAGGAUGUUCCUAUCCAAAUUUUUGCAGCUUAUUAG